AUGGUGGGCAAGUGGGAGCAGGCCUGGUCUCAAACAACUAGGAGAGGAGAUUUUGCCCCGAGGAACUACCUUCAAGACACCCCUUGGGAGGCACCGAGAGGGUCUUACACGUCCCUUCUGCCCCUGCCAGAUGUGGACGAGUGUGUGGAAGGGACCGACAACUGCCACAUCGACGCCAUCUGCCAGAACACCCCACGGUCGUACAAGUGCAUCUGCAAGUCUGGCUACACGGGGGAUGGUAAACACUGCAAAGAUGUGGAUGAGUGUGAACGGGAGGAUAAUGCAGGUUGUGUGCACGACUGUGUCAACAUCCCUGGCAAUUACCGAUGCACCUGCUAUGACGGAUUCCACCUGGCACAUGACGGACACAACUGUCUGGAUGUGGACGAGUGUGCUGAGGGCAACGGCGGCUGUCAGCAAAGCUGUGUCAACAUGAUGGGCAGCUACGAGUGCCACUGCCGGGAGGGCUUCUUCCUCAGCGACAACCAGCACACCUGCAUCCAGCGGCCGGAAGAAGGAAUGAACUGCAUGAACAAGAACCACGGCUGUGCUCACAUUUGCCGGGAGACACCCAAAGGGGGUAUUGCCUGUGAAUGCCGCCCUGGCUUCGAGCUCACCAAGAACCAACGGGACUGUAAAUUGACGUGCAACUACGGCAACGGUGGCUGCCAGCACACGUGCGACGACACGGAGCAGGGCCCCCGGUGCGGCUGCCACGUCAAGUUCGUGCUCCACGCCGACGGGAAGACGUGCAUCGAGACCUGUGCUGUCAACAAUGGGGGCUGUGACAGCAAGUGCCACGAUGCAGCGACGGGCGUCCACUGCAGCUGCCCCGUGGGCUUCAUGCUGCAGGCAGACAGGAAGACCUGCAAAGACAUAGAUGAGUGCCGCUUGAACAACGGGGGCUGUGACCACAUUUGCCGCAACACGGUGGGCAGCUUCGAAUGCAGCUGCAAGAAGGGCUAUAAGCUUCUCAUCAACGAGAGGAACUGCCAGGAUAUAGACGAGUGUUCCUUUGAUCGGACCUGUGACCAUAUCUGUGUGAACACGCCAGGGAGCUUCCAGUGCCUCUGCCGUCAUGGCUACCUCCUGUAUGGCGUCACCCACUGUGGGGAUGUGGAUGAGUGCAGCAUCAACCGGGGAGGCUGCCGCUUUGGCUGCGUCAACACUCCUGGCAGCUACCAGUGUACCUGCCCAGCAGGCCAGGGCCGGCUGCACUGGAACGGGAAAGACUGCACAGAGCCAGUGAAGUGUCAGAGCAGUCCUGGUGCCUCAAAAGCCAUGCUCAGCUGCAACCGGUCUGGGAAGAAGGACACCUGUGCCCUGACCUGCCCAUCCCGGGCCCGGUUUUUGCCAGAGUCAGAGAAUGGCUUCACCGUGAGCUGUGGCAUCCCCAGCCCCAGGGCUGCUCCAGCCCGAGCUAGCCAUGCGGGAAACAGCACGAACUCCAACCACUGCCAUGAGGCUGCAGUGCUGACGGUUAAACAGCGGGCUUCCUUCAAGAUCAAAGACGCCAAGUGCCAUUUGCACCUGCGAAACAAAGGCAAAACAGAAGAGACUAGCAGAAUCACAGGGCCAGGUGGCGCCCCCUGCUCUGACUGCCAGGUCACCUUCAUCCACCUCAAAUGUGACUCCUCUCGGAAGGGCAAGGGCCGGCGGGCCCGGACCCCUCCAGGCAAGGAAGUCACUCGGCUCACUCUGGAACUGGAGGCAGAAGUCAGAGCCGAAGAGACCACAGCUAGCUGUGGGCUGCCCUGCCUCCGACAGCGGAUGGAACGGCGGCUAAAAGGAUCCCUGAAGAUGCUUAGAAAGUCCAUCAACCAGGACCGCUUCCUACUGCGCCUGGCAGGCCUCGAUUAUGAGCUGGCCCACAAGCCAGGCCCAGCGGCUGGGGAGCGAGUUGAACCAGUGGAGGCCUGCAGGCCUGGGCAGCACCGCUCUGGGGCCAAGUGUGUCAGCUGCCCGCAGGGAACGUAUUACCACGGCCAGACGGAGCAGUGUGUGCCAUGCCCAGCGGGCACCUUCCAGGAGAGAGAAGGGCAGCUCUCCUGCGACCUUUGCCCUGGGAGUGAUGCCCACGGGCCUCUUGGAGCCACCAACGUCACCACAUGUGCAGGUCAGUGCUCACCUGGCCAACACUCUGCAGAUGGGUUCAAGCCCUGCCAGCCGUGCCCACGUGGCACCUACCAACCUGAAGCAGGACGGACCCUGUGCUUCCCGUGCGGUGGAGGCCUCACCACUAAGCACGAGGGAGCCAUCUCCUUCCAAGACUGUGACACCAAGGUCCAGUGCUCCCCUGGGCACUACUACAACACCAGCAUCCACCGCUGUAUCCGCUGCGCCAUGGGCUCCUAUCAGCCUGACUUCCGUCAGAACUUCUGCACCCGCUGUCCAGGAAACACAAGCACUGACUUUGAUGGCUCCACCAGUGUGACCCAGUGCAAGAAUCGCCAGUGUGGUGGGGAGCUGGGUGAGUUCACUGGCUAUAUCGAGUCCCCCAACUACCCAGGCAACUACCCAGCUGGUGUGGAGUGCGUCUGGAACAUCAACCCCCCACCCAAGCGCAAGAUUCUUAUCGUGGUACCUGAGAUCUUCCUGCCAUCUGAGGACGAGUGUGGGGACGUCCUCGUCAUGAGAAAGAACUCCUCCCCAUCCUCCAUUACCACCUAUGAGACCUGCCAGACCUAUGAGCGCCCCAUCGCCUUCACAGCCCGCUCUAGGAAGCUCUGGAUCAACUUCAAGACAAGUGAAGCCAACAGCGCCCGUGGCUUCCAGAUCCCCUAUGUUACCUAUGAUGAGGACUACGAGCAGCUGGUAGAAGACAUUGUUCGAGAUGGCCGGCUCUAUGCAUCUGAAAACCACCAGGAAAUUUUAAAGGACAAGAAGCUCAUUAAGGCCUUCUUCGAGGUGCUGGCCCACCCCCAGAACUACUUCAAGUACACAGAGAAGCACAAGGAGAUGCUGCCGAAGUCCUUCAUCAAGCUGCUCCGCUCCAAAGUUUCCAGCUUCCUGAGGCCCUACAAAUAGUGCCCCAGGCCCAAGACCCAGGUUUCGAAGCCCCCACCCUCAGAUGAGGGACUCCUUCUGAUCUCUCUUUUUGGAGAGGAAAAAAAAUCUCCAUAUAGACUAAGUGCUCUCCCUUUCUGUUCCUCUAGCUUCCUUUCCAUGUCUCCUUUGUCCUCGCUCUUUGUCUUUACUUUCUCACUUCCUACAUGUUCCUGAAAAAGCCAUUCAGUGCUGGCUGUGUUCUCCCGAGGGGUGGAGGGAUGGUAUGCCGCUCCCCUCCCUAGCCACACUGCCCAUUUCACCAGCCCACGUCCUCAGCACUGUCAGCUUAGAAGGGUGCUCGAGGCCCAUGAAGGAAGUGGGUCUACUGGGGGAGAGGGAGGAGGGGCUUCUGCUGUUACAGGUUGUGCCUUGCUAGUCAGGAGCCAAAAUGUCCCCUGACUGUGCCCCCACCAGGGAUAUUCUAACAGCCCAGGGUUCUGCCAAAGAAGCCUUUGACUUACAGGCUUAAUGCCAGCACUCGUCCUCUGGGACACCUGGUUUGAGCCCUGGACCGCCCACAUAGUCAACUUUCCU
Odocoileus virginianus texanus is the source of this 3582-nucleotide messenger RNA. The record is from RefSeq and is a predicted model, not a curated record. Lineage: Eukaryota; Metazoa; Chordata; Mammalia; Artiodactyla; Cervidae.